CCAAGGUUUGUACGAUUAUUUUGGCUCUCUUAAUAAAUGUUCACAGCAGCUUUCAAAACGGAAGUGCAGUGAAUAAACUCAGGGUAAAUGCAGCUAUAGCUACACCAUGGCCAAUGCCACAAAGUUAUUCAUCGCAAUCAAUGACCAACAACGUUGAUGCAGCCACAUUUAAAUUCAGUGUUGUAAAUGAAGCGAUCUUUUCUUGCACAGUGUUGCAAGAAGCCUUCAAAAGAUACGAACCUCUGAUAUUUGGAAGACGUCCAGAAACGCUGUAUUUUCAUUCUCAAGCUCGUAGAAAUGUUGGAGUAUCUGGUGAUAUUGAUGAAUUGGUAGUACAACUUGGUAAACCUUGUAAUGAUGUGGAUGCACCAUCUUUACAAUCCGAUGAAUCAUAUAAGUUAACCGUUCAAAAUGGACAGGCAAUGUUAUCAGCUAACGAGUUAUGGGGUGUUAUCAGAGGUUUAGAAACAUUCAGUCAGAUUGUUUAUCAAAGCCCUACUGGAGGGAUGGUGGUAAAUAAUACAGUUAUUAGUGACUUCCCCAGGUUCAAUCAUCGUGGUGUUAUGUUGGAUACAUCUAGACAUUAUGUAUCAAAGAAAACUAUCCUCAAAAAUUUGGAUGCCAUGACACAGAAUAAAUAUAAUGUAUUUCAUUGGCAUAUUGUUGAUGAUCCUUCCUUCCCUUACCAAAGCGCUAAUUUCCCUGAAUUAUCUCAAAAGGGUGCCUACGAUCCUGAAACUCAUGUUUAUACUCAAUCAGAUAUACAAGAAAUUAUAGAAUAUGCCAGAUUACGUGGUAUUAGAGUUGUUCCUGAAUUUGACUCACCUGGUCAUACCCAAUCAUGGGGUAAAGGUCGGCCUGAUUUGUUAACUAAAUGUUAUAGUGGUAGUUCACCUAAUGGUCAGUUUGGUCCAGUUGAUCCCAGUAAUAACGCUACUUUCACUUUCUUAAAACAAUUCUUUAUGGAAGUCGGUAAUGCUUUUCCUGAUAAGUACAUACAUUUAGGUGGUGAUGAAGUUUCAUUUGCUUGCUGGCAAAGCAAUCCUGAUGUUCAAGCCUUUGUGAAGAGAAUGGGAUAUUCUGAUUAUUCACAAGUUGAACAAUAUUACAUGCAACAAUUAUUAGAUAUAGUUGGAGGAUUAGGUAAAGGAUAUCAGAUAUGGCAGGAAGUUAUUGAUAAUGGAGCUAAGGUACAAGCUGAUACAGUAGUAGAGGUAUGGAAAGCUGGGUGGGAAGAUGAAAUGAAUAAAGUAACUAAACUAGGAUACAAGACAUUACUAGCUACUUGUUGGUAUUUAAAUUAUAUUAGUUAUGGUUCAGAUUGGACUAAAUAUUAUGGUUGUGAACCCUAUAAUUUCCCAGGUACUGAAGAUCAGAAGAAAUUAAUACAGGGAGGUGAAACAUGUAUGUGGGGAGAAUAUGUUGAUGAUACUAAUCUUAUGUCUAGAUUAUGGCCACGAGCAUCUGCUGUAGCUGAAAGAUUAUGGAGUGCUCAGUCUGUAUCUAAUGUUCAGGAGGCAACACCAAGAUUUAUUGAACAUCGAUGUCGUAUGGUUGGACGUGGAUUUCCAGCAGAACCAAUCAAUGGCCCUGGAUUUUGUAGAGAAGAAUACAUCGUAGAUUAAUUAGGACACUUAAAAGAUAUCAAUCCCGUUGUUUAUAGUUGACAAUGAAUUUAUUUUUGAUAUUUUUUGUAAUAUUUUUUUGUACCGGUACUAAAAUUUCACACAUUCCUAAUUUUCGUUCAUUAGCUUCUAAUAGAAAUCCAGUUUUGCACUAAUAUGUAUUUUUGUUAUGUUUGAUACCUUGGUCGUUGAAGAGGACUGAUACAUCCAUGGUUUUUAUUCAAAUGUCACCCUUUUGUCAUGCAUUCUGACAAACAAAAACAAGGAUAGGAAAAUGCCAUGACUGAAAAUUACUUGAAGUGGAUCUUGGAGAAAUCACAGUCUUGAAGUUGAAGAAAAGCAUCACGUUUGUUCUGCUCAACAACUGUCAGUUCUUAUUGUUUUGGAUAACUGGGAUCUUGUCAGAAGAAAAUAAAACAGCUUAAAAGUAUAAUAUAAAUAAAUAAAUAAUAAACAACAAUAUAAUAAAUAUUAAACAAUGAAAUAUAAUUUAUAAAAGUAUGACAUAAUUCAGUCUUAGUUAUGAAAAUUUAUUGCACAUUAACCACUUUAUAUAAUACCAUCUUGAUUCGCUAACAUUUCAGCAAUUUUACGAUUUCUCUUCACUUUCUGCAUUUCUGAAUUCUGAAAACAGACAUAACAUUAUUACAUUUGCUUUGUAAAAGUAUUAAUAUCAACUCAUACACUUGAAAAUCAAACUAAUAUAAACCGUGCCUGUUUACUGAUGUACAUUAUGGAUUUAUAGAGUUAAUCGUCAGUUCAACAAAACAAGUUGGAACAGGGUUCAAAAUGAGUUCUACGUGUGCCAAGCACGACCAAUAUUUGAAAAUAGAUGUACCUUCCAAACAAUGACUAAUCCAUCAGCUCCACAGGAUACAAUACCUUCUCUAUCAUAAUCACAAAAUGUCUGAAAGAAAUUUUACUUUUAUUGAUCAAUUUGAACUAUUAACAUAUUAGAAGCAAGUGUUUUAUGCUGUGCUUUCUUCACCCAACUGAAGUUUGACAAUUAGUACUUGUUCUAGCUAUGAUCGUUUAUUUAAAGAUGUGUUAUGAAAAACACCAACAGGAGUUAAAAUUGGCAACAUAUUUUUGAAGUGAAAACAUCAGAACCUUUUCUGAUUAUUACUAAAUAAUGCCAAAUCAAAUGUAACUCCAACAUGCUGUUAAUGUAAUCAAACGACCAGUAUAAGACAUUUGUUUACCUGAACUGCUCCUGAGUGAGCUGAACAUUCACCUAAUAAUACUGGAUUAAACAAAUUAUCUCCCCC
Lottia gigantea (owl limpet) is the source of this 2893-nucleotide messenger RNA. RefSeq lists its product as hypothetical. Gene Ontology annotation, cellular component: membrane. Gene Ontology annotation, molecular function: beta-N-acetylhexosaminidase activity. The record is from RefSeq and is a predicted model, not a curated record. Gene Ontology annotation, biological process: carbohydrate metabolic process; glycosaminoglycan metabolic process; ganglioside catabolic process. The transcript is spliced from 12 exons. The coding region runs from base 114 to 1625 and encodes 503 amino acids. Lineage: Eukaryota; Metazoa; Mollusca; Gastropoda; Lottiidae.